GCACGUCUAAAGAACAUUCUCGAUUCUACGCCCCCGAAAUGUUUGGUUUAAUCCGCUUGCUAGUUCUAACUGUCGUUUUCGCUUCUUUUAUCGAGGCGAAAUCGUGGCUAGGUUCACACCACAAUAGCACCACGAAGUCGGAUAUUGCAAUUUUUCUCACAGUUACACGUAGUCCACCUCCAGGAGAUGGCCAAUGGCUCCAAGCGCUACUACACGUUACCCGACUCUACAACCCGGCCACUACCAUAUUUGUUUUCCUCAACAAAAGGACAUUCUCUGAGGAUCCGAAUUUUAUAGAUCAGCUUGCGAGCUUGCGCGUGCAAGUUCGCGUGACUGAUACUUACAGAUGGAAGGAUUCGCCAAUGGCACGGCUUCGACAAAGCCUUCCAGACUUAUUCUCGGGUGAAGAGUUUAUGGACAGGUUCUGUGCAUACGCUGCAGCGGCUACGACUGAAGGAGUAAAGCGCAUCCUGGCUGUGGAUGGCGACAUGGCGCUUUUUGCAAAAGCAGAGGACAUUGUUGCCCCGUACGAUGAAGACAUCGUCAGCGCUUGCCACCACACCAGCCAGAUGCUGAUUGUCAACAGUGUGGACGCACUGUCCAAAUACUGCAACUUCAUAAGCAGCUACUAUACUCAAGACCUUAGCGUACUGCAAAACAAUGCCGUCUUAGUUGGAAAACGCAAAGACGAGUACAAAGACCUGCACGACAUGGAGCUCCUCAACCUCUUUCUGCUCCAGAGCCCGCACGUCUCUCGCCACAUCCUGUGUCCUGAGGCGCCCAACCAGCCACGUUGCGAUGCUAAAUACUCAGGUUGCAUCACAAGCCCACAAGUCCAGGCCGUGGAGAGCCUUUUCAAGCUCGGCCAUGACCCUGCUAACGGAGACUUUAUUGCUUGCUCUUCUUGGGCAAGCUUCACAAGCUUGAUCGGGUGGGUUCCGAACGGCCGAGGACUGCCAGUACCAUACCACAAGGCAACUGGAGACUGCCUGCCGGUAAUUCAUUUCCAGGGGCCAUGCAAGAAGCUUGUGCCGGCAUUUGUUAUGCAACUGCGCAACAUGUUACAGGGCUUGAUGUCAGCACGCAAAGCAGGAGUAGGGCGGCAAGGAGCGGCCAUUGGGAGGUUUAGAGGGCCGCUCCUUAGGCCAGGGUUUGACAGACAGGAAGGGAAGGGUUGGGGAUGCCGAUGGGCCGGCAAGGUGUAGCGUUGGUAUCCACCUAAUGCUAAGGACGCGCAUAAGCGAUAAGCCAUACCGGCUUUGCUAGGUAUUUAGGUAUUACGUUAUACUUAGGACCGGGCUUCGUCGUUAUUCUUUGUUUGCCUCGGCUGCCCUUCGGCAGUGUGAUUGGAACAGGAAGAAGACGGUGCACGGAUGCAGCUUGUUGGGCAUUAGCAGCUCGCCCUAGGUACGAGCUGGUCGAACCACACUAGCGUAUAGCUACUGAAUUGCGGCGCGAUAUUCAUUAUGUGGGCAAUCGGUACGAGUAGUACAUGCAUCAGUACUAAGAGUAUAUCUUACAGUACGGCGUACCUCAUGAACCUAAUCAACCGUCUGCCUUGUGCGGCGGCCAUUAUUGUUUCUCCUCGAAAGGUGCAUCAUAACUCGAUCGGGCUAUGGUGAUUUGGAGCAUAAACUUUUAUAUAUAUGUCGCCCGCUGUGGUAGUUGAGGUACAAAUGGAUGUGUUGUAGCCUGGGUAUUGACCAGCAGUGCCGUGGCGUCGUACAAUAGAGAAGCAGGAUCUCGCAUGACACAAGUGACCCGCGGGUCAUCGGCAUUUGCUCCUUUCAUGCCCGGAGCGCCAUGAUACAUGGCAUGUCUGUGUUCCUCUUCUUACAAUGCAUGUGCAUUGCAACUGGUUUCCCUAUCCUGAGGACGUUUCCAGGAUGGUGCACCUGGCAAUGUUUCCUUGGUCCUCCGUACGCCUCUCGUUACUGCAUGUAGCGGUCUCCCAAAGGCAUAUCGACGUAACGAGAUCAGGAAUCUUCCUUACCUUUCUGGGGGCUGGGUUAUAAAUUAGGUCAGCAGAUCUGGGUCUGGGUUGCACGCCGCUGAGCCAAUAGCUUAAUCAAUGGGUUUGGAGGCAUGCGGCUGGGCGGUUAAAUGCAUGCUUUAACCCCCCCCCCUUCAUUCUGUUUUCAGCCAUGAGCCCACGAC
This is a messenger RNA of Astrephomene gubernaculifera, 2157 nucleotides long. The record is from the annotation of a GenBank genome assembly. Lineage: Eukaryota; Viridiplantae; Chlorophyta; Chlorophyceae; Chlamydomonadales; Astrephomenaceae.